This is a messenger RNA of Bubalus bubalis (water buffalo), 2880 nucleotides long. It is a transcript of the gene GPRASP2, whose product is annotated as G protein-coupled receptor associated sorting protein 2. The record is from RefSeq and is a predicted model, not a curated record. The transcript has a single exon. The coding region runs from base 5 to 2542 and encodes 845 amino acids. NCBI's taxonomy places the organism in Eukaryota, Metazoa, Chordata, Mammalia, Artiodactyla, Bovidae.
UACUAUGACUGGGGCUGAAGUUGAGCCUGUUGCCCAGGCCAAGCCUGAAAAGAAGCCUGGAGAAGAGGUUGUGGGUGGGGCUGAGAGAGAGAAUGAAGUCCCAAUGGUGGUCAGACCUAAGGUUAGGAACCAGGCAACAUCUGGGGCAAGGUCCAAAACUGAGUCCAAGGCAAUGGCUGGGGCAAGGCCUAAAACUGAGUCACAGACAAUGGCUGGAGCAAGGCCCAGAACGGAGUCGCAGCCAAUGGCUGGGGCAAGGCCUAAAACUGAAUUCCAGGCAAUGCCAGGAGCAAGGCCCAAAACUGAGGCCAGGGCAGUAGGCAGGGCACGUCCUAAGACUGAAGCCAAGGCAAUCCCUGGAGCAAGACCCAAAGAUGAAGCCCAAGUUUGGGCUCAGACUGAGUUUGGGGCUGAGGCAAUGUUGCAAUCAGAGGGCAUGCCCCAAACCAGUGUAGUAGCCUGGCCAUUGGUCAAUACUGAGUCUGGGUCAGUCACUAAACCUAUGGCCCUAUCUGUGGAUAGGGAACUGGUCAAUGUGGACAGUGAGACCUUUCCUAGCUCCCAGGUUCAGACAGGAAUCCAACCCUGGUUUGGGUCUGGGGAGGAAACUAGUAUGGGGUCUUGGUGCUAUCCCAGGGCUAAGGCCAGAGAGGAGGCUUCUAGUGAGUCUGGAUUCUGGUCAGCAGAUGAGACCUCUACAAUGUCUUCUUUUUGGGCUGGGGAAGAGGCCAGUAUCAGAUCAUGGCCUAGGGAAGAGGCCAAUACCAGGUCUAGGCACAGGGCCAAACAUCAGCCUAAUCCCAGAUCCAGGCCCAGAUCCAAGCAAGAUCCCUUUAUUGAUUCCUGGUCUGGGUCUGAGGAGGAGUCUGGCAACCCAUUCUGCUUGUGGGCUGGAGAAAAUACCAAUAACUUGUUCAGGUCCAGAGUCAGGGAUGAGGCAAAUAUGAGAUCCAAGCUCCGGACAAAAAGAGAGGACUUUUUUGAAUCUGAGUCUGAAGACGAGUACUAUAAGGAAUCUUGGUUUUUGCCUGAAGAAGAGGCCAAUAGUAGAUUCAGACCCAGAGACAAGGAAGCACCUAAUACUGUAUUGAAGCCCAGGACCCAGAAAGUUGUUAAUAACAGUGACAGGGUCAAACAAGAAACCAGGUUUGAGGAGGAAGUCAUUAUUGGGUCCUGGUUCUGGGCAGAAAAAGAGGCCAGUAUGGAGGCUGGAGCUUCAGCCAUCUGUGAAUCUGAGGCAGGGGCUGAGGAGGGGGCCAUUGGUGGAUCGUUGUUCUGGACUGAGGAAAAUUCCAGUUUGGGAGCUGUGGCCAGAGAAGAGACCAGACCAGAGUCUGAAGAAGAGGCCAUAUUUGGGUCCUGGUUCUGGGACAGGGAUGAGGCCUGCUUUGACUUAAAUCCUCGUCCUGUGUACAAGGCUAGUCCCAGGUUCAGAGAUGGAGCCGAGGAGGAAGUUAAUGUAUCAUCCAGGCCCAAAACCUGGGAAGAGGUCACUGUCGAAUUCAAACCUGGUCCUUGUCAUGGGGUUGGCUUCCCAUCCCCAAGCCCCUUUAGAAUUCCUGAAGAAGCAACAACAUCUGUAUACACCGAACUAUUUGAGGGAAAGCCCAAGAAUGUGGAAGUUACCCCAGAAGGGGAAGAGCAGGAAUCUUUGCUUCAGUCUGAUCAGCCUGACUCUGAGUUCCCAUUUCAAUAUGAUCCAUCCUACCGGUCAGUCAGGGAAAUUCGGGAGCAUCUUAGGGCCAAGGAGAGUGCACAGCCUGAGAGUUGGUCCUGCAGCUGCAUACAGUGUGAGCUUAAAAUUGGUCCUGAAGAGUUUGAAGAACUCCUCUUAUUAAUGGACAAAAUUCGAGAUCCUUUUAUUCAUGAAAUAUCUAAGAUUGCAAUGGGUAUGAGAACUGCUUCUCAAUUUACUCGUGAUUUCAUUCGCGAUUCAGGUGUUGUCUCACUUAUUGAAACCUUACUCAAUUAUCCCUCCUCCCGAGUUAGGACAAGUUUUCUGGAAAAUAUGAUUCACAUGGCUCCACCUUACCCAAAUCUGAACAUGAUUGAGACAUUUGUGUGUCAAGUGUGUGAGGAAACCCUUGCUCAUAGCGUGGGUUCCCCUGAGCAGGUGCUUGGGUUAAGGAUGCUUAGACACCUCACCUCAACUACUGACUAUCACACACUGGUUUCCAAUUAUAUGUCUGGAUUUCUUUCCUUAUUAACCACAGGCAAUGCAAGAACAAAGUUUCACAUUCUGAAAAUGCUAUUGAAUUUGUCUGAAAAUCCCAUGGUGGCAAAAAAACUGUUUAGUGCCAAGGCUCUAUCAAUAUUUGUGGGUCUCUUUAACAUAGAAGAGACAAAUGAUAACAUUCAAAUUGUUAUUAAAAUGUUUCAGAAUAUCAGUAAUAUUAUCAAAAAUGGAACAAUGGCCUUAAUUGAUGAUGAUUUCAGUCUUGAGCCACUUAUUUCUGCAUUCCAUGAAUUUGAGAAGUUGGCUGAGGAACUGCAAGUCCAAAUAAACAAUCAAAGUGAUCCUGAGGUAGGACAGCAAAGCUAAUAUGACUAUCCACCUGCCUCUGAUCAGCCUUAUGUUCCCAAAGAACCCUGAGUAGUGCUUUGGUUUUCAGUCUGGUUUUUUAUUGUAACUUAUACUUUAAUUCUGAUGUUAACUUUGUCCAAUUCUUUGUUUGAGCUGGAUCAUUUUGUGGAUGCCAAAUGAUUAUUAGUGCUGAAAAAAUUUGUCGAUAUUUAUCUUGCUGUCCAGAUUGCUGUAUUUUUCAGUAUUGAGCUUCUAAUGAACUGAGCCGCCUGUGUAAGUUACUCUGCUAUUCAUUGUUUAAACAUAUUGUUCUCUAUUUGAGUCAGUGUUUUAAAUAAAGUUCUGUGUGAAAAGUG